Meira miltonrushii is the source of this 738-nucleotide messenger RNA. RefSeq names its product translation initiation factor 6. Gene Ontology annotation, cellular component: cytosol; preribosome, large subunit precursor; nucleolus. Gene Ontology annotation, molecular function: ribosomal large subunit binding. The transcript has a single exon. Gene Ontology annotation, biological process: ribosomal subunit export from nucleus; maturation of 5.8S rRNA; cytosolic ribosome assembly. NCBI's taxonomy places the organism in Eukaryota, Fungi, Basidiomycota, Exobasidiomycetes, Exobasidiales, Brachybasidiaceae. The record is from RefSeq and is a predicted model, not a curated record. The coding region runs from base 1 to 738 and encodes 245 amino acids.
AUGGCUGUUCGUGUCGCAUUCGAAUCAUCUUCAGAGAUUGGUGUAUUUGCUCGAUUGACAAAUACGUAUUGUUUAGUUGCAAUUGGUGGAAGUGCAAACUUUUAUUCAACUUUUGAUGCUGAAUUGGGAGAUAUUGUACCAGUCGUUCAUUGCAGUAUUGCAGGUACACGUUUGAUCGGAAGAUUAACAGUAGGAAACAGACAUGGAUUAUUGGUUCCAAGUACUACCACCGAUCAAGAAUUACAACAUUUACGCAAUAGUCUGCCCGAUUCUGUUGCGAUACAGAGAGUGGAUGAACGAUUGAGUGCGUUGGGAAAUGUGAUCGCAUGCAAUGAUUACGUUGCGCUCGUUCAUCCUGAUUUGGACAGGGAAACGGAAGAGAUUAUUGCAGAUGUCCUAAAGGUGGAAGUUUUCAGACAGACGAUCGGAGAUAACGUCUUGGUUGGAUCAUAUUCCGCAUUGACAAACCAAGGCUGUCUCGUUCACCCCAAAACAUCAUUGCAAGAUCAAGAUGAAUUAUCUUCACUAUUACAAGUACCUCUCGUUGCAGGAACCGUAAACAGAGGUAGUGAAUUGAUUGGUGCAGGGCUAUUGGUCAACGAUUGGGCUGCAUUCACAGGUGUAGACAGUACCGCAACCGAAUUAUCCGUCGUUGAAGCAGCAUUCAAGAUCAGUCAAAGUGGUGCAUCAGGAGUUGUGGACGAAUUGCGUGAUGCAUUGGUGGACACUUAUGCAUGA